AUGACGUGGCAUCCACGUAAGCAAUCCGGGCCCACCUUAGAUGACGUGGCAAAUGCACGCACUCUUGUUGCUGACGUGGCAGGUGGUGACGUGUAUGCUGACUGGUCUGAUGACGUGGCGGAUGACUGUGCAGAAUUGCUGGCGUGGCAGAUGACUGGCUGCUGGCGUGGCGGGUCAACCCGGUUCAGUUGCAGACAAUCGGGUGAAGACGACGCGUGGAGAGCGUGGCGCGAGUGGUCGCGCGUGGGCAGUGCUGUCGUCGGCGCGUGUUGGAGCCUAACAAAGGCGCUGAUCCUCACCAGGACCUCAUCACUCCGUGAUCAAAACAAUGGAGAAGAGAUGACCGAGAAGGAGAUUGUGGAUAAUGUUAUUCUUGUUUUGACUGCAGGACAUGACACUUCAGCUAUUCUUAUAACUUUCCUGAUCCGGGAUUUAUCUAUGGAGCCUUCAAUUUAUGCAGUAGUUCUUCAAGAACAUGAAGAGAUAGCUAAGAGCAAGUCCAAGGGAGAGUUGUUAACUUGGGAGGACCUUGGAAAGAUGAAAUACACAUGGAAAGUAGCAUUGGAAGCUUUGCGAAUGUUCCCUCCAAUCUUUGGUGGCUUCAGGAAAGCUGUAAAGGAUAUCGAAUACGACGGAUACAUCAUUCCUGAAGGGUGGCAAAUAUUCUGGACCAUGAAUAUGACCCACAUGGAUGACAGCAUAUUCACCGAACCAUCGAAGUUUGAUCCGACUAGAUUCGACAACCAAGCUUCAAUUCCUCCUUACAGCUUUAUUGGAUUUGGAGCAGGGCCUCGGAUGUGUCCAGGAUAUGAAUUUGCAAAAACUGAAGCCCUUGUUACAAUCCAAUAUCCAUUAUCUGGUAUUGACACAAACAGCAUCCAUGUGCUUGCAUAUGUGACAUUUGGUUCCUUGCUACAUAGUAUCUAUGAAAACAUCGAAACAUCUGUCUUCGAGAAUAAUUAG
This is a messenger RNA of Populus trichocarpa (black cottonwood), 963 nucleotides long. Its product is annotated as cytochrome P450 716B1. The transcript is spliced from 4 exons. Gene Ontology annotation, biological process: sterol metabolic process. Gene Ontology annotation, molecular function: iron ion binding; heme binding; monooxygenase activity. Bases 1 to 963 code for a protein of 320 amino acids. NCBI's taxonomy places the organism in Eukaryota, Viridiplantae, Streptophyta, Magnoliopsida, Malpighiales, Salicaceae. The record is from RefSeq and is a predicted model, not a curated record.